Vicia villosa (hairy vetch) is the source of this 2042-nucleotide messenger RNA. RefSeq names its product F-box protein At3g59150-like. Gene Ontology annotation, molecular function: protein binding. NCBI's taxonomy places the organism in Eukaryota, Viridiplantae, Streptophyta, Magnoliopsida, Fabales, Fabaceae. The record is from RefSeq and is a predicted model, not a curated record. The transcript is spliced from 3 exons. The coding region runs from base 588 to 1793 and encodes 401 amino acids.
UUAUUUUAAAAAAUUUAGAUUACACAAUUAUCAAUCCCAAAACGCAAAAAAGCCUUUGUCUUGCUCCAGUUUCCGCCGUCGUCCUUAUCUCCGGCGCUCUGUUGACCUGCGUGAAACCGUCGGUCUAUACCUCUCCGUGAAACUGCAAACCAUAUAUCGAUUGUCAAUCUGUGCUUCUCUCCGUGAAACUACAAACCAUAGAUCGAUUGUCAAUCUGUGCUUCUCUCCGUGAAACUGCAAACCAUAGAUCGGUUGUUGAUCUGUGCUUCUCUCCGUGAAACUGCAAACCAUAGAUCGGAUGUUGAUCUGUGUUUUUCUCCGUCAAAUUGCAAAGUAUAUGUUGGCUGUCGAUCUGUGCUUCUCCGUCUAAUUGCAAACCAUAGGUUGGUCGUAGAUCUGUGCUUUUCCGUCAAAUUACAAACCUUGGGUUGGUCGUCGAUCUCCGUCAAAUUGCAAACCAUUGGUUGGUGAUCGAGAGAUUGUAGCCGCUAUAUCGUAAGGUUUUUGCAAAGGUUUAUAUUUAUUUAUUUAUUUAUUUAUUUAUUUAUCAGUUUGGUUGUAUUUGAGUAGCAGCAAAAUUGUUUACGAUGAAAAGGAGACGAAAUUGUGACGGCAAAGACAGAACCAGUGGUUUAACUGAUUGUCUUUCACUUCAAAGAAGAAGACGGAAUUAUGACGGUGAUGGUAAAGACAGAAUCAGUGCUUUACCUGAUUGUAUUUUACUUAAAAUAUUAUCGCAUUUGAAGACGAAGCAAGCUAUUCAAACGUCCUUCAUCUCCCCUCGAUGGAAGAAUCUCUGGAAACAUAUUCCCGUUCUUUCUUUCAAUUAUACUCGCUACGGAUCUCUGGAGAAAUUCACUAGAUUUGUUUCUCAAUGUUUGUCUCUUCGCGAUGAUAAAGCCUCUCUACAAGCUCUCAAUUUUGAGUGCCGCGAAUUUAUCAAGCCUCACUUGCUCAAAAGGAUUAUGAAAUACGUAUUUUCACACAAUGUCCAACAAUUACAUAUGGCCGUGGCAUGUAAUAUUCUACACUUCCCACUUUGCAACUUUCCAUGUCAUACUUUAACCUCUCUUAGACUUACUUCGAGCAAACAGCGGUCAUUAUUUCCAAAUUCUCUUGCAUUACCUGCAUUAACCCAUCUGUCUAUUGAAUUAUUUGCCUUUCACUGCACUAGUGAUGAUGACUAUGCCGAGCCCUUUUCUGUUUUUAAGAGUUUGAAUACUUUGAUCAUUCAUUAUUGUGAAGUUUUUAAUGAACGGAACCCUUGUGAAGAAAACCUCUUCAUAUCAAGUGUGUCACUUGUUAAUUUAACAAUAUCAUUGUCUAGCCACCCUCACAAAUUCAAGUUAUCUACCCCAAAUCUUUGUAGCUUUGAUUUCUUCGGUGAUCCUUUACAAAAUCUAUGUGGCCGCAAUAGCAAUAGCAAUAACAAUACCAAUUUCUCUUCUAUUAAACACGUAAAGAUUAGCGUACCAUUUUCAACUGCUGGCGAAGAAUUUCCUUCGAUUCUAUUCAAUUGGCUAGUUGAGCUUGCCCUUAUGGAAUCAUUGACAAUCUCUUUAAAGACUCUUCAGAUUCUCAACUUAAUUCCUGAAUCAUGGAAGAUUGAUUUCCAUUAUUUACAUAACUUGAAGUUACUGAAAAUAGACGCAAGUCAAUAUCAUCUUUCAUCCUUGCCGGAUGGAAUAGGAGACUUUUUGCUUCAAAAUGCACCGUCAGCUAAAAAAGUCAUCAAAUGUUUGCCAAGACCUGGCUGGAGCACUCUUAAUAUAAAGAGAUUAGAACAAGCGUGAUCACGACAUAGAUCUUUCCAUGGCUAGAUGCAUUAUUAAAAUUUAUUUAUUUUCCCUGCAAUGUACUUAAUUAUUGUUUUUUAUUUUGUUUAUUAUGAGUAUUUAUAUGUUUUCAACUUUGAACAUUUUUGGGUCAUGUGUAAGAUCAUUCUAAGUUGAAUUUGGAUGGAACUGGAAGUGGGUGCUAUUUAUACCAGGGGAGGUUACAUAAUUACUGAGAUAAAAAUCAAAUUCGAACCGAAUUUCAAA